Molecule: messenger RNA, 345 nt
Organism: Paramecium tetraurelia
Lineage: Eukaryota; Ciliophora; Oligohymenophorea; Peniculida; Parameciidae
Exons: 1
Source: RefSeq, a predicted model, not a curated record
AUGUCAUUAAAUUAUGAUUAAUUUGUGAAAAAAUACUUUCCAAUAAGACCAGAAACAAACUAAAAGGGAUCAUAUGCAUCAAUAUCUAAAUCAAAGUAAGGAUAAAUGAUAAAAGAAUUAAAAUUUACAGAAAAUGAAUGGUAAUCUUGGAGAGAGCAUUUUGUAUAAGAGAUAGAGCUCUAAAAUAUUCUAAACGAAUGUAAACCAAGUUAUUUUCUCAAAAUCUAGGAUUGGGUUGAAGAAUUCUAAAAAAAAUAGAUAAACAUCAUCUUUUAGAUUCUACGAAUAGGAAUUGAAUAAUAACGUAGAAAGAUUUUUCAUUUAAAUAUAACCCAAAUAACUUGA